Prorocentrum cordatum is the source of this 923-nucleotide messenger RNA. NCBI's taxonomy places the organism in Eukaryota, Dinophyceae, Prorocentrales, Prorocentraceae. The record is from the annotation of a GenBank genome assembly.
CGCGGCCCUGUCGGCGCUGGAAGGACGGCGGCCUACUGCGGCGGGUGCGGGCGGCGCCCGCGCCCGCGGGGGUGCGGCCGAGCAUGUGGGGCAAGCUGCAGCUGCUGCGCCUACGGCAGUUCGAGGUCAUCCUGUACCUGGACGCCGACACCCUCGUGGUCGGGCCCAUCGCGCCGCUGCUCGCGGCCGCGACGGCCGCUGGGCCAGAGCUCGUUUUCGCCGCGGCCCUGGGGCGCGCGCUGUCGUCGCUGAACACAGGCGUGAUGCUGCUGCGGCCCAGCGAGGAGGAGCUCAGGGCGUCGCUCCGCUCCCGGGCUGCGCGGGCCCACUGGCCCGGGCGCUCGCGAUGGUCGGGGCAGCCCUGGAACGGCUCCGGCCGUGGGCAGGACAGCGACGCGGUGUCCGGCGCCUGGAGGAACGACCAGGAGGAGCAGGACUGGCGCAACGAGUUCGUCGCCGCCCGCCUCGACUUCCACGGGGAGCUCUGGCCCGACCCGGCCGCCCAGCCCACCGCGCCAGAUGGCGCGAGGCUCCCGUGCGACCCGCGCCGCCCCUGGCUGGGGCCCUACCGCGCCAACCUGCGUGGCGUUGGCGGCGGCGGGGGCCUGGCAGGCUCCGGCGGCUUCUGCACGCUGCCCGCGGCCUUCAACUUCUGCGCCACGGCGGAGUGCGUGGUGGACCUCGCCGGCGACGCGGUCCGGCGCGCAGCCGUCGCGUCCCUGGAGCCGCGCGUGCUGCACUGGCCAGGGGCGCUACGCAAGCCGUGCCGGCAGAAGUGCGAGCCCGGGGCGCGGUCCUGGCUGGACGAGGCGUGGUGGCGGGCCUUCGAUGCCGCCUGUGGCUCGGCUCCGCCGGGCGCGCCGUGCCGCAUCAGCUGCGGCGGCGGGGGUCGUGGGCAGAAAAAGUGGCCGGGCUGUGCGGGG